Messenger RNA from Leptidea sinapis, 2122 nucleotides. It is a transcript of the gene Mob2, whose product is annotated as MOB kinase activator-like 2. The transcript is spliced from 7 exons. The record is from RefSeq and is a predicted model, not a curated record. Gene Ontology annotation, cellular component: nucleus; cytoplasm. The coding region runs from base 545 to 1252 and encodes 235 amino acids. Lineage: Eukaryota; Metazoa; Arthropoda; Insecta; Lepidoptera; Pieridae. Gene Ontology annotation, biological process: signal transduction; positive regulation of protein phosphorylation. Gene Ontology annotation, molecular function: protein kinase activator activity.
GUCGGAAUAUGAAUAAAUACAAAUACUGUUAUACUUAUCGAAGAGGUGGUAAAUUUAUUUUAUUUUAAAUUCGAAUUGAUAAAAAUAAUAAGUAUUAUUUUGACUUAGUCUAAUUAUGUACGGACACAAGGUAUUCUAAAUAUGAUAAUAUCUUCUUCUGUUUUUGUAUCUAAAGUUGCGCAAUAUGGCGAUUUUGGCUCAGCUGCUUUUGUGAAAAACUAAAAUAACUUUGAGACUGUGACACGCUCUAAUAAGCUUAAUUUUAAGAAAAUUCAUUUACUUUGUUCUAAUUAUUUGAAAAAGUGAUAAAAUGCCUUGUGAUUCUCAUAGUUCUUAAAUCGUGUCUGACUCUCCAAUACUAUUAAGAACUUUUUCGUUUGUAACGUGAUUUGCAAGAAAAUCAUUCAAACUGGAGCGCCUGCCCGAAUAUCUGCGGGACACGGUCGACUGGUUCAUGGGGUGAGUUGCAUGCUCGCCGCCGCACGCCCUGUGAGUUGGUGUGUGUGUGCUCGCGUGGCGGGCGCCACAUGCGUGUCAUGUGAUCAUGCUGGACUGUCUCUGGAAGGCCCGUCGCAAGGAACGCGAGGGAGAGGGCGCCGGCGAUCCCAAGCUGUACCUGCAGGAGGCGCUGCUGGAGCGGAAACUACCUGACCUUGACAUGCGCCAGCUGGUGGACCUGCCGCACGGGCUGGACUAUAACGAGUGGCUCGCCUCGCACACGCUGGCGUUGUUCGAGCACGUGAACCUGCUGUACGGAACCGUGUCGGAGUUCUGCACAGCGGUCAGCUGUCCCGACAUGAGCGGCCCGGCCGGCCGCACCUACCCCUGGUAUGACGAGCGCGGCAAGAAGUCGCGCAUCGCGGCGCCGCAGUACGUCGACUACGUCAUGACCCACACGCAGAAGACCAUCAACGACGAGGCGGUCUUCCCCACCAAAUAUGCGAACGAGUUCCCGGCGCAGUUCGAGGGCGUGGUGCGGCGCGUGGUGCGGCUGCUGUACCACGUGGUGGCGCACCUGUACGCGGCGCACUUCCGCGAGCUGGCGCGCCUGCGCCUCCACGCGCACCUGCACCUCACCUUCGCGCACAUCACCGCGCUCGACCGCCGGUUCGCGCUGCUCGACCACAAGGAGACUGAGGUCCUGCGUGAUCUAGAAGUGGCGUUGAGGCUAUCGGAGCCGGCGGGCGAGGGCGCGGAGGAGCCGUCCCCGCGGCGCUCGCCCGUCGUCACACAGCCGCUGGCGUCCGCGUGACCGCCGGCGGCCGCCGUGUGACCCGCGGCGUGUGUGACAAGCCCGGCGCGUGUGACAAGCCCGGCGUGUGUGACAAGCCCGGCGCGUGUGACAAGCCCGGCGCGUGUGACAAGCCCGGCGCGUGUGACAAGCCCGGCGCGUGUGACAAGCCCGGCGCGUGUGACAAGCCCGGCGUGUGUGACAAGCCCGGCGCGUGUGACAAGCCCGGCGCGUGUGACAAGCCCGGCGCGUGUGACAAGCCCGGCGCGUGUGACAAGCCCGGCGCGUGUGACAAGCCCGGCGCGUGUGACAAGCCCGGCGCGUGUGACAAGCCCGGCGCGUGUGACAAGCCCGGCGCGUGUGACAAGCCCGGCGCGUGUGACAAGCCCGGCGCGUGUGACAAGCCCGGCGCGUGUGACAAGCCCGGCGCGUGUGACAAGCCCGGCGCGUGUGACAAGCCCGGCGCGUGUGACAAGCCCGGCGCGUGUGACAAGCCCGGCGCGUGUGACAAGCCCGGCGCGUGUGACAAGCCCGGCGCGUGUGACAAGCCCGGCGCGUGUGACAAGCCCGGCGCGUGUGACAAGCCCGGCGCGUGUGACAAGCCCGGCGCGUGUGACAAGCCCGGCGCGUGUGACAAGCCCGGCGCGUGUGACAAGCCCGGCGCGUGUGACAAGCCCGGCGCGAGGCCGACUACUGGCCGUGGACUGACGGACCGAGUCGACUCCUGCGCGAUGCGUGUACGUUCCGUAACUUGAUCAAUUGUUAAUUCUAUUGUAAAUAUUUCAAUCUGUUAAGUAGUUUUAGGUGAUUCUUAGUUUAUACAUUUGUGAUUGCUUUGGUUGUAAAUAAAAGUGAUAUUUGUUUAACUAAUAAACUGAAAGCUUUAUUGAU